This is a messenger RNA of Cyprinus carpio (common carp), 2844 nucleotides long. Its product is annotated as E3 ubiquitin-protein ligase ARK2C-like. The record is from RefSeq and is a predicted model, not a curated record. NCBI's taxonomy places the organism in Eukaryota, Metazoa, Chordata, Actinopteri, Cypriniformes, Cyprinidae. Gene Ontology annotation, molecular function: zinc ion binding; ubiquitin protein ligase activity.
UCGAACCUGGAUCCUCCCUUACAGGUACAAAUGCUUCGCGACUCGGUUCGAUCGAGUCGCUAAGAAGAAUCGAUUCAACCGAGCGACUUGUUGGCGAACCGAACGCCGCCGCCGCUGUUCUUUGUCCUCGCGGUGACUGACUGCAUAUGAUCCCGCUGAAUGUACAUUAUUUAUUCCUCCGUUUACACUCUGUAUUCAUCAAACAGAAGAUCUGAAGGAUGGUGUUAGUUCAUGUCGGAUAUUUGGUUCUUCCUGUCUUUGGCUCUGUGAGAAAUAGAGGAUCUCAUUUUAACAGGCAUCAGCACAGUCAUGCUACCUCUUGCCGGCAUUUCCACGUAGGGCCCCAGGCCCAGAUCCCUGUUGAUUUCCCAAUGCCCCAUCCAGGACAAUCUCAGACAGGAAUGAGCCAUCAUCUCGGCCCCACGCACCAGCCAGCCGCGGCGUUACAUCCACCCCUCAACCACAUACCAGCUCCACCGUUCCAGGACAUCCCACCCCCGCCCUUCCUACCUCAGGCUUUACACCAGCAAUACCUCAUCCAGCAGCAGAUCCUGGAGGCCCAGCACAGGAGGAUACUUCCACAGCCCAGCAGACAUGCUCCAGACCGAACCCUUCCCCAUCCGCAGACGCUGCGGCCGCCAUAUGAAUACCCACCAUCCAUUCAUAUUCCCCCACCGCCGCCGGUGCCGCAGCAGCCGCGCUACCUUGCCGAAGGAACAGACUGGGAUCUGAGUGUGGAUCCAGGCCUGCCUCAGUACCAUGUCUCUCCCCUCACUCAACAUUAUCAGCAUUACCUGACCUCUCCACGACUGCAUCACUUCCCCAGGAACACCACCUCAGCACAAGUGGUUGUCCAUGAGAUCAGAAACUACCCUUAUCCUCAGCUACAUCUGCUGGCUCUCCAAAGCCUCAGUCCGUCUCGCCAUGCGUCUGCGGUGCGGGAGAGUUACGAGGAGCUCCUGCAGUUGGAAGACAGACUGGGCAAUGUGAACAGAGGGGCUCUGCCGACCACCAUCGAGAGGUUUACCUUUCCUCAUAAGUAUAAAAAGAGAAUACCUCUAGAGCUGAAGAUUGGCAUGGAUGAAGAGGAACUGGACACGGAUGAGAAAUGCACAAUAUGCCUCUCGAUGCUUGAAGAUGGAGAGGAAGUCAGGAGAUUACCCUGCAUGCACCUCUUCCAUCAGGCUUGUGUUGACCAGUGGCUGGCAACCAAUAAGAAGUGUCCCAUCUGCAGGGUAGACAUUGAGACGCAGUUGGCCCCUGAUAGCUGAUGUCUCAUGUAGCACUAGCUAAAGUCCUGUCGUCUUUCUUAGUCCCCUCGUGGGCACUUUGCCAAAUGUGUGUCAUCUCCAUCACCUCUCACCUCUAACCUUUGCCUUCUGAGCCAACUGACGAUGUAGAACGGGGAAGACGAAAAGCGCUGAAGUGGAACCCGGGACGGAGUCGUAGAGCACGUGGAGAAGAACGAGUCUGUCGAUGAUGCUGAUUCAAGUCAAAGUGCUGUGAAUGUGUGUGUGUUUGGGACGUGAACGCUGCUCGUAACGUCUCAGAAUGAUCUCGGAUGAAGACCGACCAAAUGUUCUCAGUGUUCAGUAGGUCACGGAUGAAGCAUUACGGCAUGAACACAACAAAGUCCAACAUAUAACACGUGGUUGGUCAUGAACAAAUCAUUUGUGAAAAAAUAAAAAUUAAAAAAUUAACUGGCGAAUGAGAAGCGCGUAAGAGGAGAAUAAUGACCCUGUGUUUAAAAAAGUUCCAUCGUCGUGUCUGUAAUUAUCGGAGGUGAUGCUUGACAUUCUUGACCUGUUUGAAAUGUGUCCGCGUUUUGUGCUCGUGACGCCUCCGACGCUUAGAAACGUAUCCACCAAAUGCAUGUUGAAGCGAGAGGCCGGGGUUCUUCUGAUGAGAGGUCGACGUGCAUGAGGACGUUUCCUGCCUGAUACUCUACUAAUCCUGAAGACACUGUGUUCUCGAUGCGUCUCCGAAGUCACUAGGAGUGAAAUAUGUACCUUAAUGCCUGUAGCACAAGCACACGUUGAAUAGUAACGCCAUAACUCUGUGUUUCCAUUCGCUCUGUGACUCGUGGUCUCGCUUGGUCGUAAAGCAGCAUCUGUAGAGUCAUAAUGUGCAUGAAACCUGUUUGCUGCCAUUUCUAGAGGACAUGACAAGGGAGUAAAGCCAUUCGUUUUAUAGAAACCAAACAUAACUUUUCUAAGCUGUUCUUCGUGAUCAUGAUUUAUUCUUUUUCCUACUGUUGCCAACCUGUGUGCGGGGCUGGUUCAGCAUCACCACAUAAGUAGCUGCAAUGCUGGAAAAAAUGAACCUACAAGUUAUUUAUUGUCGUCUUAAUGUAGUUAGAGGUUGUUCUUGUAAAAGCACUCACUUUCCGAUGGGGUCGUGUGAUUGUUUCUCUUUCCCUGCUUUUGCAUUUGCACUCAGUUUCCUUGCGUAUCGUGCACUCCAUUAAAAAAACAAAAAAACAAGGGAACAGACUUUUUAACAGCACAGUUUCUUUGCGUAAUGAUAGUUGUUGCCGCACUGGCCACUUUCUAUGUAAGUGACUGUUUAUCCGUAGCAUUUCAGAUGUCUCUGUAGUACAUUUGAAGAAAUAACCUGCUUGUCUUUGCUUUCACAACUUUUCCAGAAUUCAAGCGUUCAGCUGCUUGGAAGCUAGGAAGUUGGAAGCGUUUCCUUGUUUUCAAUCACCGUUUUGUAGUAUGUCAUUGAGCGUAUGGAAGCCUGUUUCAACCACUGAAUAAAAAAUAAAAAAAAGGUUGACUUUUUGUCUUACAAAUCUGACUUUUUUCUUGCAAUUGCGAGUUAAUCUGAGAUAUAAACUCAUAA